GAAGAAACAGCGAGGAGUAAAACAUGUACAUCACAAUGACUCCUGCAGGUUUAUUUUUCUACCUGACCUGUGUGGUGUUGGGGAAAACAGCUCAGGACGGUGAUAAUGAAGUGUCCUCCUUUGUUCAUCAACAGGAGCGUUUUGUAUCCGUUAAAGCCGGAGGCAGUGUGACUUUGAGAUGUUUUUACAAAAGGGAUGUUGGAAUUCAGUUUUACUGGUAUAAGAAAACUCCGGGACAGAAACCGAGGCUCAUUUCUUCCUUCAAUAAGUAUAGUCCGAAUAUCCGUUUUUUCAGUGAAUUCCAGAACAAUCCACGUUUUACAGUGGAUACAGAAAAUCCUAAAAACCACUUGAGCAUCUCAGAUGUUCACAUUUCAGACUCUGGUACCUACUAUUGUGCAAGUAGCUCUUUAUAUAGGUUGGAUUUUGGUGAAGGCACGACUGUCAGUGUAGAAGGUUCAGAUGUGAACGUCCAAACUUUGGUCCAUCAGUCAUCGUCUGAGAGCGUCCAUCCAGGAGACUCAGUGACUCUGAACUGUAUGGUUCAUACUGAGACCUGUGAUGGAGAACACAAUAUUUACUGGUUCAAAAAGUCUGAAGACCCUCAACCAGGAAUUAUCUACACCCACAGAGGCACAAAUGACCAGUGUGAGAGGAAGCCUGACACACAAACACACACCUGUGUCUACAACCUGCCCAUACUGAAGGUGGAUAAUCCUCAUGAUGGGACCUACUACUGUGCCGUUGCCUCAUGUGGACGAGUACUGUUGGGAAAUGAGACCAAACUGGAGUUUAAUGAUGUAGAUACUCUGGCCAUGGUGUAUUUGUUUUGUGGAGCUUUAGCGUUCACCACCAUGCUCAUUGGUUUUCUGACCUUCUCCAUUUACAAGCUUAACAUGAGAAACAACUGCAAAUGCACAGAGUCUCCAGCAAGAUAUCCAGCUCCUUCCACCGCAAACAAAAAGGGGUAUCAAGAUGCAAGGAAUGUCUAUUGCGCUGCCUCGAGUGUUAACUUGGUCAACAGGUCAAGAAAUCGGAGUGACAACACCUGGACUGAGUGUGUGUACUUUAAUGUUCAGAUGUAGAGAUGUUUCAUUUGUACUUUGCUUUGUUGCAAGAAAAGAAACUUCUAGUUUAUUGGUAGAAAUGUAUGUAUGGUCAAAUAUGAAUCAAUGCUGUAAUCUUUUCCUUUGCCCAUAUGUAACUUGUUUUAAGACUGUUGGUGACUAGACCACUUGGACCUUGAUAGGAGUAGGACUUAGAUUAGUUUUAGGUUAGGGGAAUUAACAUUAUUAUUAAUAUUAAUAUUAUUUUAUUUUGUGUAUGUGAGUGUGUGUGAGUGAGACUGUGGAUCAAUGUGCUUAUCAUGUAAA
Sphaeramia orbicularis (orbiculate cardinalfish) is the source of this 1373-nucleotide messenger RNA. Its product is annotated as immunoglobulin kappa light chain-like. Bases 24 to 1085 code for a protein of 353 amino acids. Lineage: Eukaryota; Metazoa; Chordata; Actinopteri; Kurtiformes; Apogonidae. The record is from RefSeq and is a predicted model, not a curated record. The transcript has 5 exons. Gene Ontology annotation, biological process: response to bacterium.